Molecule: messenger RNA, 1050 nt
Organism: Eupeodes corollae
Lineage: Eukaryota; Metazoa; Arthropoda; Insecta; Diptera; Syrphidae
Exons: 2
Coding region: 1-1020 (339 amino acids)
Molecular function (GO): nucleic acid binding
Source: RefSeq, a predicted model, not a curated record
AUGGAAGCUUGUUUGGUUUCAGCUUUUGAUCGGAAGUCAUGGAGUGGGGCAUUAAAGAAAAUCGAGUCGCGAAUCGCAUUACAUAAAUGUGGAAAAAAUUCAAAUCAAAUUUUCGAACUUUUAAAACCACUUGGUUUAUCGCGAAUGUUUGUGUAUCGCACUAUAAAACGUUUUGAUGAACUGUCAAGAGUAGAGGACAGACCAAGAAGUGGUCGUCCACGCGUCGCUCGAACGAGCGCAAAAGUAAAAGCUGUGCGUGAACGAGUUCGUAGGAAUCCUCUCCGGAAGCAGAAGAUCAUGUCCAGAGAAUUGGAUAUAUCCGCCAGAUCCAUGUCAAGGCUGAUCCGAGAUCUUCACAUGAAAGCCUAUCGUCGAGCAACAGGACAUCUAUUAACUCCAAGUCUUAAAACAAUUAGACUUGAAAGAAGCAAAGCUUUUGCAGUGGCACGCGAAGAAGUUUACAAUAAACAAAAUGAUAAGAUUUUUGCGACGUCAUCCAAAGGAGCCAAAAAAGUUGUUCCAAGGGUUCAGCGGGGACACCACCCCGCUUCAGUAAUGGUUUGGUGGGGGGUUUCCCAUAAAGGUGUCACAUCACUGCAUUUUUGUGAAAAAGGCGUGAAAACCGGUGCAAAAGUGUAUCAGGAGAGUGUUCUCGAGGGUGUUGUUAAGAGAUUAACAAAUACUCUCUUCAACGGGGAAAGAUGGGUCUUCCAACAAGACUCUGCUCCAGCACACAAGGCAAAAACGACACAAGAGUGGCUUAAAACAAAUAUCCUGGAUUUUAUUGCAGCUGCAGAUUGGCCGUCGGGGAGUCCAGAUUUGAAUCCAUUGGAUUACAGUUUGUGGUCCGAACUGGAGAACAUGGCCUGUAAGACUCCCCAUCGAAAUUUGGAUAGCCUUAAAGCUGCUUUGUUAAAAGCAGCGUCAUCGAUACCCAUCGACACAGUGCGUGCCGUUAUAGACCAAUGGCCACAACGUUUGAAAGCCUGCAUUAAGGCUAAAGGCGGCCAUUUUGAGUAAAACUUUUUUUUCUUAAAACUAAUAUUGAGA